This is a messenger RNA of Gadus morhua (Atlantic cod), 2516 nucleotides long. RefSeq names its product acyl-CoA dehydrogenase family, member 9 (gene acad9). Bases 106 to 1998 code for a protein of 630 amino acids. The record is from RefSeq and is a predicted model, not a curated record. NCBI's taxonomy places the organism in Eukaryota, Metazoa, Chordata, Actinopteri, Gadiformes, Gadidae. The transcript has 18 exons. Gene Ontology annotation, molecular function: flavin adenine dinucleotide binding; acyl-CoA dehydrogenase activity.
UCACGUCAUCACCGGGCGACAGAAGUAGGUGAAAGGUAUCAAGAGGGAGUCAGAAGCGUCUGGGUUAUACAAGAUAGUCAACAUUUUUAAAGAUAAUACUCAACCAUGAGUUUGAAUAGAAUUAUAAACUCCAAAUCUUUCGAUAUCGGAAAGUCUUUACUUGCGUUCAACCUUCGGUACAAUGGGAAGUUUGUCCCUCAUCCUCCCCAGUACCGCUGCUUCAGGACCCAGGCGAGGAGUCUGGCUUAUGCUAAGGACCUGUUCCUGGGUCAGAUCAACAAGGCAGAAGUAUUCCCUUAUCCAGAGAUUGGAAAUGAAGAACUAGAGGAAUUAAACCAGUUUGUGGCACCAGUGGAGAAGUUCUUCAACGAGAAUGUGGACUCGAAGAAGAUCGACGAGGACGCAAAGAUCCCCUCGGAGACUCUGGAUGGGCUGAAGGAACUGGGGCUCUUUGGGAUGCAGGUCCCGGAGGAGUACGGGGGUCUUGGUCUGUCCAACACCAUGUACGCCCGACUGGGGGAGAUCACGGCUCUGGAUGGCUCCAUCGCCGUCACGCUGGCCGCUCAUCAAGCCAUCGGCCUCAAGGGGAUCCUGAUCGCGGGGACGGACGCCCAGAAGGAGAAGUACCUCCCUAAGCUGGCGUCGGGAGAGCAUGUGGCGGCCUUCUGCCUCACUGAACCCGGAAGCGGGAGCGACGCUGCGUCCGUAACGACCCGUGCCACUCUGUCCGAAGACGGGACACACUACCUGCUCAACGGCUCCAAGAUGUGGAUCUCCAACGGCGGCUUCGCCGACAUCAUGACGGUGUUUGCCAAGACGGAGGUGGUGGACCAGGAGGGCGUGAAGAAGGACAAGAUGACGGCCUUCCUGGUAGAGCGGGCCUUCGGAGGCAUCACCAGCGGCCUGGCCGAGGACAAGAUGGGCAUCCGGGGAUCCAACACGUGUGAAGUGGUGUAUGACAACGUCCCCGUGCCCCUGGAGAACGUCAUCGGUGAAGUGGGAGGAGGAUUCAAGGUCGCCAUGAACAUCCUCAACUCAGGCCGCUUCAGUAUGGGCAGCAGCGGAGCCGGGAUGAUGAAGAAGCUGAUAGAAAUGACAGCAGAGUAUGCCACCACCAGGAAGCAGUUCAACAAGAAGCUGAGUGAGUUUGGGAUGAUCCAGGAGAAGUUUGCGCUGAUGGCUACCAACGCCUUCGUGAUGGAGAGCAUGGCCUACCUGACGGCGGGCAUGAUGGACCGGCCGGGGGUCCCCGACUGUUCCCUGGAGGCGGCCAUCGUCAAGGUGUUCAGCUCAGAGGGCAGCUGGAUCUGUGUGAGCGAGGCCCUGCAGGUCCUGGGGGGUUUGGGCUUCACCAAGAACUACGCCUAUGAGCGCUACCUCCGGGACUGCCGCAUCCUGCUCAUCUUCGAGGGGACCAAUGAAAUCCUCCGGAUGUACAUCGCUCUGACGGGAAUGCAGUACGCCGGGAAGAUCCUGACGGGAAAGAUCAAGGAGAUGAAGAGGGGGAACCUGGGCAUGGCCGUGGGCAUGAUGGGCCAGAAGCUGCGCAGCUCCUUCGGGGGAACAAAGGACUUCGGUCUGACGGGCAAAGACGGACUGGUGCACCCCAGCCUGGCGGACAGCGCCCUGAAAUUGGAACAAAAUGUCUACCUCUUCGGGUCGGCGGUGGAGAGCGUGCUGUACCGAUAUGGAAAGUCCAUCGUGGACGAGCAGCUGGUCCUGAAGCGGGUGGCCGACGUGAUCAUCAACCUGUUCGCCAUGACGGCCGUGCUGUCCCGGGCCAGCCGCUCCAUCAGCAUCGGGCUGCGGAACCACGACCACGAGGUGCUGCUCGCCAACACGUUCUGCGCCGAGGCGUUCUUCAAGAACAACUACAUGAUGACCCAGUUGCAGAAACACGCCCCGGAGAACAACGACGCCAGCAUCAAGAAGAUCGCCGAGCAGAUUCUGGAGAAGCGGGCGUACGUCUGCGCUCAUCCGCUGGACAGAACCUUCUGAUGUCCUCCGUGCAACGAUGCCAAAUAACACUCCCUCCUUAGCUUGUACAUAUUAAUUUAUAUUCAAAGUUUAAAAAAAAACAAUCUUCUGCUUAAGAUAACGCAGUAAGGCAGAGGAGUGUGUUGCAUUGUUUAAUGGUGGUGUUGUUUUAGGAAACCGUAAGUGCCAAUUAUCUUUUAAAGGGGUGGUUUGAGUAUGAUUCAGAAAAGUGUUAAGGUGGGGGGGGGCUUAUGAGCCUACUGGGUGUACAAGGCGACCUCUCGGUGAGUCCGGACCUCCACGACGGUGUUGAAGGGGCCGGUCGUGGUGCCCUGGUUCUUUCGGUGCGUCUCCGCGUCGGCGCUGGCAGCCACACUGAGGCACGCCAUCUCCGGUUCCGUCAGCGGCGCGGCUCUCCUCUUGUGGAGGAGCGAGCGCGGAACACAGUACCUCCUACGGCGGGGAACAGGAGACACUCGCAGUGUUGUAGCUGACAUGUCCCCUGGCAUCAAUAAAAAAAAAAAGGAGGUGGACUCGCA